Molecule: messenger RNA, 2206 nt
Organism: Microdochium trichocladiopsis
Lineage: Eukaryota; Fungi; Ascomycota; Sordariomycetes; Xylariales; Microdochiaceae
Exons: 2
Coding region: 99-2093 (664 amino acids)
Source: RefSeq, a predicted model, not a curated record
CGCCCACGCGUCGUUGCCUCUUGGCCACCUACACAAUAACUUUGUUGAAAGGAAGGGUACCUCUCCAUCACGGGACCAGCAACUCGCACACCGGCAGCAUGGACACUCUCCGCCAGCUCGCGAGGCUGCCCAGCGACAAGUUCGCCGACGAUACUCCCGACAUCAAGACGCUCCAGUGCAUCUCUGUCCGCAACUACAACAACGCCACCCGCGAGCGUGGCUGGUCAGUCACCGACCAGCUUCCCUGGAACGCCAUCUCGAGCCUGAGCGCCCUCGAGACAGAGCCAGACGUCAGCGCGGCUCUGUCCCUUGUCAAGAUCCCCCGUGACGACAACGAGGUGAUUGGCGUGCCCGAGAGCACUUUCCAGGAAACCUUCAACGCCUGCCGGCUCGAUCCGCGGUUCCUCCAUCUCAUCCGCAGCAACCGUUAUGGGCUGCACUACGAGUCCUGGCAACGGAGGCAUUGCUACUAUAUUGGCACCGUGCUCUACUCGCUCAUGUGGGCAUUCAACCCCAGAACCCGAAUCACCAGGGCAAUUCUGCUCCUGAGGGACAGCGGUAGCAGUCGCUCCUUUGCAGACUUUCAACGCAUUCUCAAUAUGGAGAGCAACAGGUUGCACACUCCAUUUGUCCUGUCCUGGGUUUCUCUGGUGCAGCUCAGCAACUGGGUCGACCUAGUCACAUAUUCGCAGCUCAGAGCAGUUCGCACCCUCGAAAACACCACCGGUCACGGGCCCUACGGUGGUAACCCCGUCACAACCAAGCUACGGCAGCAGCAAGAGAAUAUGGAGGAGCUCACCAAGGCAUCCAGGAAGGUCGGCUCCGUGCUUGUCGACCUCGCCAAUCAGUCCAGGCAUGUCGCCAUCGGCCUCAGCAUAGCCUCUCAUCUCAUGUCGGCCAUCAAGCUCGACAAGCUCGAGUCGUACACCAUGGAUCAUACCAAGGACAUGUUCCUCGAGCAGCUAGAGGCUUUUACCAGCGGUAUCCCUUCAAUCAAGCGCAGUCUGACAGACUCCAAAGAAUACAUCCUGUACAUCCAAGAACGCUCGCGGAAUCAGGCAACUGUGAUUACCUCCCUGUUGACACACGAGGAUGCUCGCAUCAGCAUCAAGCUGGCACAAGCCAGCAAAGAGCUCGCAGAAGCCGCCAAAAAGGACAGCUCCGCCAUGAAGACGAUCGCCAUCAUGACGAUGCUUUUCCUUCCCGGUACCUUCUUUGCCGCGCUCUGGGCAGUUCCCAGUCUAAAAUGGGACCAGCCCGGUGUCAUACAAGACAACUUCUGGAUCUAUUGGGUCUUUACAGUCCCGAGCACAAUCAUAAUCUUCACGAUAUGGUUUGGCCUGCACCGUUGGCGGCACUCUCCGAUGCCAGCGAUUUCAACUUUAUCCCCUUCGUCCUCAUCGUUCGUGUCCUCAGUCUGGCCCAGAAAGAAAAAGUCUAGCAAGAAGAGUAAACUGAAUGCGACUUGGACCACCGGCAGUGACUACCUGCCUCUUGCGAUCGGCGGGACGAACCCUGCGUCCAUAUCUCUGCAGCAUCUCAACGACGAUUUGCCAGUGCCCACAUCAGUGCCGAUGCAUGAGAACAUGCGAUACGCCCCUCAAACAUCGGUCCCCUUCGAAUAUGUUGCAGACAGCCACCGGGAGCAGACAUCGGUGCCUUUUAUGGAUCGGCAGAACGAGCGCGAGCCGACCUCUGCCACUUACACCAGUCCGUAUCACAACGAUCUGGCUGCAAAUCAACCCCCGUGGGUUCAGGACAAUUCGUCCAGGGCGGCUGAGGCGCAGUACUAUGCCGCCCCAUGGACCACGCCCGGAUCAGGGGAAUAUGUGCCACAAGUAUCUGCAGUGUCCGCUCCGCCUGUAGCAGCAACAGCUCCCCCAGCCCACUACACCGGGUCCAGCGACACCUAUGCGGUCCGGGUUCCCCCUUACGCUGAGACAGCUCAGCCGUCGGCCGCAGGCAACCAGCGAAUGGGCAUCGAUACGCAAGAUUGGGCACAGCCAUCACCGUUGUCACCGAUCGCUGGAGCGCACAGUCAGGGUCAGCCGAACAUUGCGCCAUACCCACCGACGACGCCACGUUCUAGAUGAUCUACGCUACCCUGCCAUCAUCGUCGUCUUCUUAUUCGGGUUUUAUCGAAUAUGGAAAACUGCCUGUUUUGUCGGUUUUCAUCAUCCUCUAGUGCCAUUUCAGCGAGGCGUUC